Molecule: messenger RNA, 6138 nt
Organism: Anopheles stephensi (Asian malaria mosquito)
Lineage: Eukaryota; Metazoa; Arthropoda; Insecta; Diptera; Culicidae
Exons: 8
Coding region: 1273-5430 (1385 amino acids)
Biological process (GO): neuron cell-cell adhesion; presynaptic membrane assembly; modulation of chemical synaptic transmission
Cellular component (GO): synapse; postsynaptic membrane; cell surface
Molecular function (GO): signaling receptor activity; neurexin family protein binding
Source: RefSeq, a predicted model, not a curated record
UCGCGGUGUUGUCAACACACGCCGUACGAUCAUCGCAGAUCACCGCAGUACACUCUCGCGCCAUUUCCAUUUCCUUCGUUCUGGGUGCCAUCGAAACUGUCAUACGGUGUAAAUUACGAACAACAAAACACGAAACAACACUUACUGUGUGUGUGUGUGCGACAGAGAAGGAAAAACGGAUUUCCUCGUUACGAAGAUUGUGAUCGACGACAGUGACGACCAGAAGGAAACAAAAACGCAGCUCUCGUUCGUGUGAUGCCUUGUGAGUGAUUCGGAAGCGACGCCUGUGCCGGUAUCCAAACAAUUUGCAUAAGAAAAGCAAAACGGCUAAAGUUCGAAUGCAUCGUUCCGGUUGGUAUGUGGUGUGCGUUGUGUGUAUGGAUGCAAGUGAGGCAGUGACAAAAUUCAUAAGCAACUGGGGUGUUGUGAGAAAGGUACGGGUUGAAGCCAUUCUUUCGUGAUCUUGCGUCGUGAUUUGAAGUGUUUGGAAGAUUGUGCUUGGGAGGGGAAGAUCAGUUAAGCAUUCUGAACGCACACGUGUUUGUUAUUCAAAUAUUCGACUGUUGAUUAUUCAAAUGCGUACCGUAGUGCUUAUCGGAGACUGUGCUAGUGCCAGUGCUACAGCAGUAAGCAGGAUCGUCAACCAGGUCAGAGGACAGCCGGUGAGAGCAGGCUACAUUUUAGGACGCUAAAGGUGAGAGUGACUCCGAAGUUCAGUCACCUGGCUAAACGAGGAUCGCCUCCUCUUUUUACUUGUGCGUUGGAUGGUAUUCAAUGCUCGGCAUCGAUGCGCGUCCGGCAAAAAGGGGGGUUUUUGAUUUCGAGCCACCGGGAGCCGUGCAAACUCGACGACGGGCGUGUGGGUGAAUCCGAGCCAAGCCUUUGAGGUUUUACGAUGCACUAUCUAAGUGGAUGCUGCAUGCAACACCCAAAACACAUCAACACGAUACAGUGUGACGAUCAAGUGAAGCUUGGGUAGAAAUGUGUGUGUGUGUGUGUGUGCGUGUGGCUAACAUCAAACGGAGAACGAAGCCAGAUUAGCGAGCUUGUUUGUGACAAAUUGUGCGAGCAGUAGUGUUGUGUGACUGAUACGAAAUCUGUUAAUUAGUGAUGGUGUACGAGUGUUUAAAUCCCUCUUUCUGUGUGAAAAGUGACAAGUGCCAAACAAGUUCUUCCAACGUCGGUAGAGAAGAUUGUGGACUUAAUAUUGAGUCCUCACAAACGAAUUAUUCGUUGAUGUCAGCAUCUUAAAGAUAUCUAAUCCAAAACAAAAUGACGAGCUUCACAGUGCUCGUGCUGCUUACGGUGUGCCUUUCGGUGAGACUCGGCAGUUCCCAGGUGGAAACGAUACUUGACAGCAGCGAGUACGAUGAUUUGGGCCUGCCCACCGUGACCGAACCGAAGCCUCAGAUUGCGGGCUUCCUGGCGAACGAUGGAAGCGAUCUCUUCCCAUCGGUAUCGAUGUCGAACGAUGGUCCAUCGAUGACCUAUCAGCAGCGUCCAUCGGCUUCCAACUACGCCAACCCGUUUAUAGCCCGUGCGGAACAGUACCGAAAAGCGCACAGUGGAGGUGGUCCACGACCACAACUCAUCCCUUCGCAGCAGCAGCAGCAGCAGCAACAGCAAGGCUAUGACCCCCGGGACGGUACACCCUACACACGCGAUAUCGCCGUCAAACAGGGCAUUCUGCGUGGUUUCGUGCGUGUGAUGCAUCCUCAGUCGGGGUUGAAAAACGUGGACCAAUUCCUGGGCAUACCGUACGCGGAGGCUCCGGUUGGCUCGAGACGCUUUAUGCCACCGAGUGCACCGAUACCGUGGAACGGGCUCAAGAUGGCCACGAAGCUUUCGCCCGUCUGUCCACAGAAUCUGCCAAGCCUGAACAAUGCGAACAACAACUACUCGAAGGGCCGGUACGAUCAGAUCAAACGAUUGCUACCGUACCUGAAGGUGGAAAGUGAAGACUGUCUCUAUCUCAACCUGUACGUGCCAAGUUAUGAUGGUAUCGGACCGCAGACUAAGUAUCCCGUCAUCGUGUACAUCCACGGCGAAUCGUACGAGUGGAACAGUGGCAACCCGUACGACGGCUCCAUACUGGCCAGCUACGGGCAGGUGAUAGUGGUAACGCUCAACUUCCGGCUGGGGAUACUCGGUUUCAUGAAACCCGGCAUCAGCGAUCAUACGACCAGCAACUUUGGCCUGCUGGACCAGAUAGCGGCCCUGCAGUGGAUCAAGGAAAACAUUGGAGCGUUCGGUGGCGAUGCAAAGCUGGUGACGGUGAUGGGCCAGGGUACCGGGGCGGCCUGCGUCAACUUCCUGAUGGUGUCCCCGGUCGCGAAGGGAUUGUUCCAUCGGGCGAUUCUGAUGUCGGGCUCGGCCCUGUCCGACUGGGCCCUGACGCAGCACCCGCUGCAGUCAACGAUGCAAGUCCUGCAGGGUCUGAACUGUCCGCUGAACGGGGAAAAUGACGAGGUGACGGCUUGUCUGCGCCGCAAACGGUACAGCGAAAUACUGGGCGUGAAAACGGCCUCGCCCCAGUUCUCGACCCGCUUCGGACCGAUCGUCGAUGGGCUGGUCAUACCCAAUAUGCCGCACAAAGUCAUGGGCCAGUACAGUGACAUUUUUAGUGGAUACGAUCUGCUGUACGGUAUGACCGAGCUGGAAUCCUAUCACAUCCUGAAUGCGGUCGCGCUCACGUACGGCCUGCUGGAAAACGAACGAGACAAUUUAUUGCGAUUUUACAUGCAAAAUCGCUUCGAAAUUCGUCCCGACCUGGCCCUCGCUGCGACGCUGCGCGAGUACACCGACAUCUACAUGGACCCGAACAAGGCGCUGGCGGACGAACAUCGGGACAAUUUGCUGGAGAUACUGUCGGAUGCGCGCGUCGCUGCCCCCAUGGUCCAGACCGGGCUCUAUCUGUCGAAGGUCAACCCCAAGUGCUACAUGUACGUGUUUGGUCACAACAGCGAGGCGGGAGAAUAUGGCCGGCUAUCACAGAGCGUGGUCGGCGAGGAUUUGGCGUACGUGUUUGGUGCACCGCUCGGGCAGGUGGGCCCAUUCCAGCAUCAUUACAAUGCGCGCGAGCGUCUGUUUUCCGAGGCGGUGAUGAAAUAUUUUACCAACUUUGCCAAAACUGGCAACCCGAAGGCGCCCUGGAAGGAUCUGUUUUUGAAUCUCAACCCGGAAGAUUGGUCGUACUACGAUGUGGACUGGCCGGAGUACAACAGCAUCAACCAGAGCUAUUUGCACAUGGGCAUUACGCCGGUGGUCGGCCACCGGUACCGGCAGAAGUACAUGAAGUUCUGGAACGAGGAGCUGCCGGAAGAGCUGAAGAAGAUUACCAGCUCGAAGGCGUACGCACCGUACUCUGACUUCUUCAGUCCGCCGGGGGCGGGCAAGGGCGUCGUGAAUGCGGGUGUGAGCCGUGUCCGGGGUGGCACCACGCCCCAUCCCGAUUACCCGACCGGGCACAUCAAUCUCUAUCCGAUCCACGUUGACAUCGAGCGUCCGACGGAGGAUCCGUUUAAGGAGCUGCUGUACCAGAUGAAGGAUCCGCUGGGCGGUCCCGGGAUGUACAAUGCGCCGGCAACGUCGUCUGCGGCCGCCAUUCCCGAAAAGGGAAACGGGCCGGCUCAGCUCGCUGCCGGUGGCGGUGAACAUCAGAAGCACCAGAAGCAUCUUCAGCAGCUCCAGUCGACGAAGGAUUCGUUUGGUUCGUCGGGCGUGACGGAACUGGAUGGAAAUGCGACGGAAAUCAUGAAAAGUGAAUCGACGCUCACCGUGCUGAUAGCGGUCGCUAUCGUGUUUCUGCUGUUUAACAUAGUCGUCAUUGUGGGAUACCUCGUCCGACGCCAUCUUGGACAGGGUGGUGGAGCUGGUGGUGGUGGUGGUUCGGGUGGAGGUGCGGGACGUAAAACAAAAAGUAAGUACGAUGAUACGAUGCUGGAGAGUGCGGCCGCCGUCGUGGUGUCGGGCGUGGGUCUUGGCGAGAAGGAAGAUGGAUGCAAUCAGCUGCACGCGCAUCACCACCAUCAUCUGCACCAUGGGUCGUACCUGCUGGACGAAGCAGCAACGAUGAUGCUGCGGAAAUCGAACUCGUACGAACCGGUAGCGAAGCAACCGUUUGGCGAUGAGGUCCACGGGCCGGUUUCGAUGGGUGUCGAUGCGGUCGAUUCGCAUACGAAGGUGUGCGAUUGGAUGGUGGCGUCGGCGGGCUGUCGCAUGCCGCCGGUCGUACCGCCGCACAAGAUCAGCGUUGCCAUCGAUGCGACGCCACAGGCACGGGGCAACAGUGUCCUGCGGCAGGAACCGAUAGAGAUAACGAAGGCAAAGUCGUUCGAGUACGGGACGACCGAUGAGGUGGACUGUGCGGUGAGAGGCUGUGGACCUGUGGAUGGACCGGUUAGAGAGGCUGACUCCAGCGGAGCUGGUAGCAGCUCUUCCGGGACGACAUCGUCCUGCUCCAGUUCGGCGGCUACGGAUGAACUGAAGCAGACCAUGCCAGCUGGAGCUGGAAUUUAUUACAACUGUCCCGAUUAUUCGUUACGACGGUUCGGUGCGGCCGAACAAGGCGAGGAAGAGGUAACUAGCUUUAUCGAGCCGGAAGUCCCGGGAGACAUAAACGUAACGUGCCGUGAUGAAAGUUCGGAAAAGGAUCCUCUUUCGCCCGAAGAAGCACUGCGAGUAAUACAGCGGCGCAACUUCCCCAAAGUACUCCCGGAUCAUCCACGGUCCGGUGGAGUUGGCAGUGCGACGCUCGGAACCUCCAUGAAGCGACGUUCCCUGCCACCGCAGUCUUUGUACGGGCCGCUUCCUCACGGUAGUCACAGUUUGCGCCGGGAUGCAUCAGGCGCCAGUAGUCGAUUGAUUCCAGCACCACCUCCACGGAUCUGUUCCACGCUCGGACGACAGGCGCGAACCAGCAACAACUUCAUCAGCUCACCACCGAUAGUGGCGGAAGAGCCACCGGUGGAAGAGGAACCUCCGAUCGCACUGAACACGUUACACGUUGGGCCACUACUACCGACGCACCAGGAAAGUACCUACAUGACGAUGUCCCGCCAGAACUCGGUAGGCUCCGAGAGUGAUCCAUGCUCACCCGAUUGUGAAACGCAAACGGAGGAUGACCGUGGGCUGUGUGACGUCGAGGAACAGCCACCGGUCGACAUCAUUUGUAUAGAGCAUAAGCCAGAAAACAACUACAGCUACGUACGGCCAGUUGGCUUAAUGCGAACACCGUCGUCCUUCAAAUGUCCCGAAACGCCCCGAACGGGUGUUGGUAUGGAAACACGAAGCGCCGGUGAUGGCGAAACGUUACAGCCUUCGCCGCAGCACGAUGGAGACGCCCAGCUCCCCGUACGGGAUAAGUUUAGUUCCGACUCGUCCGCUACCGACACGACAUCCGGGAGCACCGGAACGAUAAAGAAACUGUAAAUAGCGAAAUAAGACAAGAUGGGACAAGAAGGACACCAUUGUCGGGCCUACCGUGCAAAGUUUGACUAACGAGCAAACGAGACGGAUAUCGAUUUGUACCCAUCUAACGAACCGCCGCUUUCCACGGAAGUGGAAUCAAUGGGUAGUGGGAACUGGGACUGUCACUGUGCAAUAUCGAACGGGCGUACGUUUUUGUCAUGCACUUGAAGCAUGCUGGAGUAUUUAUUCUUAGGAUCACGUUUACUUGCAAUAUCUCUUGGCGGGCGUGUACACAAACGCCCGACCGGUUUGCUGCCGGGGACAAACAGCCGGAACGUUGUAUUUGGUCAUUCGCGCGAUCAGUACGGAGCGAUUCGCUUGUACGAGCAUCCUCGUAGCAAGCAGUUUGUACUAAUAGUUUGAAGACCCACACAAAGAUACAACCAAACAAUCACACACACAACAAGAUUCCAUAUAUUGAUUACAUUAAUCCGCAGCGCUAACGGAAAAUGGCGGCUGGCAAACGGUAAUCGGUCAAACAGAUUCGUCGAUCGGUAUAGUUUUGGCCAGACCGUACCGAACCCGUUGGUGGUCGACUAUUUAUUUACGCUAUUUGUACAAAUAAAGUAGCACGCAGAACAAACACACGGUUUUAGUCGGUAAGAAACAUUUAGCGAAGAACGACGGAUACAUUCAUCGGGUGGAAAUAAACUAAUUUUCAUAGCAAGA